This is a messenger RNA of Helianthus annuus (common sunflower), 1548 nucleotides long. Its product is annotated as SAL1 phosphatase. Bases 29 to 1294 code for a protein of 421 amino acids. NCBI's taxonomy places the organism in Eukaryota, Viridiplantae, Streptophyta, Magnoliopsida, Asterales, Asteraceae. The transcript is spliced from 8 exons. Gene Ontology annotation, biological process: phosphatidylinositol phosphate biosynthetic process; sulfate assimilation. The record is from RefSeq and is a predicted model, not a curated record. Gene Ontology annotation, molecular function: 3'(2'),5'-bisphosphate nucleotidase activity.
UUCAUAAAUCUAGAGGUGGGGCUUGAUAAUGGCAAUGUCAUCCUCUAUAACAGCAGUCUCUCGACUGGUUCACCUAACUCCAUCCAUAUCAAACCCUAAACCAUUUUUAUCCCCAAAACCCCUCUUCACCCUCUUCUCACUCAAAUCAUCAUCAUACUCCCCAAUCCUAUCAUCAUCAUCACUUAAUUCAUCUUCAUCUUCUUCAUCAUCAGCAGCAGCUGCUAAUUCAUCAAUAACAAUGUCUUAUGAUAAACAACUCGUUGCUGCCAAGAAAGCUGCUUCCCUUGCUGCGAGACUAUGUCAGAAUGUUCAAAAAGGACUGCUGCAAUCUGAUGUUCAUUCGAAAUCUGAUAAAAGCCCCGUCACAGUGGCUGAUUAUGGGUCCCAAGUUCUUGUGAGCUUUGUACUUCAGAAAGAACUUCCUGAUCAGGCAUUCUCACUAGUGGCAGAGGAAGACUCGGGAGAUCUUAGAAAAGAAGAAUCUCAAGAAACCCUUCAACGUAUCACAAAAUUAGUAAAUGAUACGAUUGCUAACGAUGGAAGUUACAAGGUGUCUCCUUUAUCUGAAGGGGAUGUACUUACUAUUAUUGAUAGCGGUAUGUCUGAAGGAGGCCCUAAUGGCCAACACUGGGUUUUGGAUCCUAUUGACGGUACUAAAGGGUUUUUGAGGGGUGACCAAUACGCUAUAGCAUUAGGUCUGCUAGACGAAGGGAAAGUCGUAUUAGGUGUCCUUGCAUGUCCAAAUCUCCCACUGGAAUCAAUCGCUAGCGCAAAUCAAACUGCUCUUAAUAAGGCAUCAGCAGGUUGUUUGUUCUCUGCACAAUUGUCUUGUGGAACGUACAUGGAGUCCCUUGAUGGCUCACCACCCGUAAAGGUGCAUGUUAGCAACACGGAGAAUCCUGAAGAAGCUUCAUUCUUUGAAUCAUAUGAGGCCGCACAUUCGUCCCACAGUUUAUCGGGAUCUAUAGCAAAGAAAUUGGGGGUUAAAGCCCCACCAGUUAGAAUAGACAGCCAGGCAAAAUACGGUGCGUUGUCACGAGGAGACGGUGCGAUAUAUUUAAGGUUUCCGAAUAAAGGAUAUCGUGAGAAGAUAUGGGAUCAUGCUGCUGGAUACAUUGUUGUUGCAGAAGCCGGGGGUGUUGCCACGGAUGCUGCAGGGGAGCCCUUAGACUUUUCGAAAGGAAGAUAUCUGGAUCUGGAUACAGGCAUCAUCGUUACCAACCGGAAACUGAUGCCGGCACUGUUGAAGGCAGUUCAAGAUUCUCUCAAAGAAGAAGUAUUGCCAUCACUCUAACAAAUUUCUUGUUUUUUUUUAAUAAAAGAAAAUAAAUUUGCUUUGCUAUUUCUGUUGUAUGCAUUAUUAGUUUCCAAAACACACUCUUGCUUUUGUUCAUGUUUCUGGGAUCAUAUGUUGUAGAAUUCGACAUUUUGUGCUGAUGUCGAAAAGUGUGUUGCUAUGUGCCAAUCGCGUCCUAUCAUGUAUCAAUGUGAGAUAUUGCUCCACAAGAGCCAGAAGGUGUAUGUUUAUGAGUUCUAAUUGGAUUGCAA